Molecule: messenger RNA, 1152 nt
Organism: Purpureocillium lilacinum
Lineage: Eukaryota; Fungi; Ascomycota; Sordariomycetes; Hypocreales; Ophiocordycipitaceae
Biological process (GO): transcription initiation at RNA polymerase II promoter; transcription by RNA polymerase II
Cellular component (GO): transcription factor TFIIF complex
Source: RefSeq, a predicted model, not a curated record
AUGGCGGACGCCUCCCCCUUCGUUAAGCCCGACCCGGAGGACGAGGAAAAGAAGCCCCUCGCCGCCCUCGACGACGAUGACCUCUACGAGGACGCCGGCGACCUCGAGUUCUACGACAAGAGCGCCGCCGGCCGGCAAUUCGAGACGCUCUACCUGGCCCGCGUGCCGCGCUACAUGUGGGACGCAUGGCUCAAGAUGACGGACCGCCUCGGCGACGACGACGAGAUCCAGAUCGGCACGCUGCGCACCUGGAACGAGCCCGUCCCCGACGCCACCGUCGAGGGCGGCACGCGCGACGUCACCAAGCUGCGCAUGCUGCUCGACGCCAACUGCCCCGAGCACCAGAUGCUCCCGCGCGAGUACGAUCUCGAGGUCCUCGACCGCGACGUGCACAACCACUUCGUCUUCAGCGAGCAGGACCUCGAGAGCUACAAGGCCAAGAACAAGGAGCGCGCCGACGCCGCCGCCGCCGGCAUCCCCAUGUCGCUGCUGCGCCAGAGGCAGGCCGCUGAGGCGCAGGCCGGCCAGUCCUCGGGGCCCCAGCGCAAUUCGUACGACCGCAGGAGUCGCUACCAGCCCUACUAUCGCAAGGCCAUCCCGAAGAGGACCAAAAUCUUUGGCAAGAUCCACUACGACGUGCGCGUAGAGCCGCGCAACAUCCAAGAGGAAGAGCGGCUGCUGGCCCAGCGUCUGUUUGAUGCCGAAAACUCCAAGUCGAAGCUCCGCAUCAUCAGCCGCAACAGCGCGUCUGCUAUCAUCAACCCGGGCACUGCCACGGCCGCUCAGUGGAGCGGCAACUUUAUCAAAAAUGCUCCGCAGGUCGUCAAACCCAAGAAGGGCGAGGUGUUCAAGGCGGCGCGUAUCCCCAAGAACCAGCUUCUGGAUCUUAUUUUCGACUGCUUCCGCCAGUAUCAGUACUGGUCCAUGAAGGCUUUGCGCCAGAAGCUGCAGCAGCCCGACUCGUACUUGCGACAGGUAUUGGAGGAGGUUGCCGUUUUGCACAAGAGCGGCCGCUUCGCCAACCAUUAUGGCCUCAGCGACGCGUACAAGGACAAGGCGGGCAGCGAGGCCAAGGAAGAGGCGGCCGAGGCGGCCGACGACGGCGACGACGACGAGCCCGAGGAGAUGGAGGAUGUGCUCCCCACUUUGUGA